UAAGUUUCCCCCUAUUUUCCCACUUCAUUUCAUUUCACUAAACAAUGGAGCAACAAUUUAUUUUCACAGCUUUCACCUUUCUCCUCUCACUUUUCAUCUUUCUAAUAACCAAAAAAAACAAAUCCAAAACCCUAAAUCUGCCAGCCGGUCCACCCGGUUGGCCGGUCAUCGGUAACCUUUUUCAAGUAGCGGGUUCAGGUAAACAGUUUUUCGAAUACAUUAGUGAGCUAAAGCCAAAAUACGGUCCCAUUUUCACACUAAAAAUGGGUUCAAGAACAAUGAUAAUGAUCACUAAUGCUGACUUAGCACAUGAAGCUCUAAUCGAAAAGGGUCAAAUAUUUGCUAGCAGGCCAAAAGAGAACCCUACACGAACCAUAUUCAGUUGCAACAAAUUCACCGUAAAUGCAGCCGUAUAUGGCCCGGUAUGGCGAUCAUUGCGAAAAAACAUGGUGCAAAACAUGUUGAGCGCUAGUAGAUUAAAGGAAUUUCGCGAAUGUAGGGAGAUCGCGAUGGAUAAAUUGAUCGAAAGAAUUCGGGCAGAUGCUAAGGAGAAUAACAACGUUGUUUACGUGCUUAAAAAUGCGCGAUUCGCAGUGUUUUAUAUUCUACUUGCCAUGUGUUUUGGUGUUGAAAUGGAUCAGGAAAUGAUUGAAAAAGUUGAUCAAAUGAUGAAGGAUGUAUUGAUUGUACUUGAUCCAAGGAUAGAUGAUUUUCUUCCAAUGUUGAGCUUAUUUGUUGGUUAUAAACAACGUAAAAAAGUUAAAGAAGUACGUAAGCGGCAAAUCGAAACGCUUGUCCCUCUUGUCGAGAAACGUCGUCACGUUGUACAAAAUCCUGGGUCCGACAAGGCUGCAGCUUCAUUUUCGUACCUAGACACUUUGUUCGAUGUUAAGAUCGAAGGUAGAAAGUCAGGGCCGACGAAUCCAGAGCUUGUAACACUAUGUUCGGAGUUUUUGAACGGUGGGACCGACACUACGGCUACGGCACUAGAGUGGGCCAUAGGGAGAUUGAUCGAAAAUCCAAGCAUACAAAACAAAAUGUACGAAGAGAUCAAAACCAUAGUAGGUGAUAAAAAGGUUGAUGAGAACGAUAUCGAGAGAAUGCCCUACUUAAAUGCCGUCGUAAAGGAACUUUUACGGAAACACCCUCCAACGUAUUUUACACUGACCCAUACAGUAACGGAGCCCGUUAAAUUAGGCGGAUAUGACAUACCUAUGGAUGCAAACGUGGAGUUUUAUGUGCAUGGAAUUUCACACGACCCGAACAUAUGGUCCGACCCGGAUAAGUUUGACCCAGAUAGGUUCUUAUCGGGUCACGAGGACGCGGACAUAACGGGUGUGAAGGGAGUGAAGAUGAUGCCUUUCGGGGUGGGGCGGAGGAUUUGUCCUGGCUUGGGAAUGGCUACGGUACAUGUGAAUUUAAUGUUGGCGCGAAUGGUUCAGGAAUUCGAAUGGUCCGUUUACCCGGAAAAUAGUAAAGUUGAAUUUAGUGAGAAAUUAGAAUUUACUGUGGUGAUGAAAAAUCCAUUAAGAGCUAAAAUUAAGCCAAGAAUGUAAUUAAGUGGUGCUCAUUAUAUUAAGAUUAUAAUAAGUCUAGAUUAUGUAUAUUUUUGGUAUAUGAAAGAAAAUAAGGUGGUCACAUUUUCAAAAUAGUGGGGUAAUAAUAUUCCACCAUUUCAACUUUAUAGCAUAAUUUAUGAAGCUUAUUUCUAUUUA
Capsicum annuum is the source of this 1715-nucleotide messenger RNA. Its product is annotated as cytochrome P450 77A1. The record is from RefSeq and is a predicted model, not a curated record. The transcript has 2 exons. The coding region runs from base 45 to 1556 and encodes 503 amino acids. Gene Ontology annotation, molecular function: iron ion binding; heme binding; oxidoreductase activity, acting on paired donors, with incorporation or reduction of molecular oxygen, NAD(P)H as one donor, and incorporation of one atom of oxygen. Gene Ontology annotation, cellular component: membrane. NCBI's taxonomy places the organism in Eukaryota, Viridiplantae, Streptophyta, Magnoliopsida, Solanales, Solanaceae.